CCUCACCUUAAACACUCUGGGCUGCCUCCUCUGAGGGUUAUGGAGCAAGCCGGCAGGUCAACAAACUUGCUUGCCUGACUUUGAGCCUACUGGUCCUUUCUCUCCGCCGACCUUACAAUAACUGUACCACUUUGCAUUUCCACCAGCAAUGAAUGAGAGUUCCUGUUGCUCUGCAUCCUCACCAGCAUUUGCUGUGGUCAGUAUUUUGGAUUUUCACCAUUCUAAUAGAGAUUCACGGAUCCAUCCGGGUGGUCCAGGCACCACUGGCGCCCCUCUGCGGCGAUUCCCCCGUUCCAUUUUCUGAAGCCACAGGUCAGAAGCCGCUGUAGAACGCUUUGCCAAACUCCAGGAUCUUGAAGAGAACGUAAGGCGCAGCUACCUGCCGCGCAGGCGCAAGCCUUUCUUUCCGCACAAAGACCGUGGGAGGAGGGGUCGGCGCAAGCGCUCGGUGUCUCUCUGAAAAGAACUUCAUCAUCCUGCCGCCCGCUUACGGAGCGCAACGCAACGCAUGCGCCUUGAAGACUUACGGAACUUAUUUCAUGCUCGGGGCGGCGGUGACGUGUGAACGAGAAGGAGGUGGUCAAGGAACGGAAGCCGGGAGGGAACUAGGGCGGAAGGGGACCAGGGCCGGGCUUGUGUUCGGUGCCUUGCCGGGGCUGGGGGGUUCCGAUGUGGUCCCCGGAGCGGGAGGCCGAGGCCCCGGCCGGGGGAGACCCGGCGGGCCUACUGCCCCCCGAGUGGGAGGAGGACGAGGAGCGCAUGUCCUUCCUGUUCUCCGCUUUCAAGAGGAGUCGCGAGGUGAACAGCACCGACUGGGACAGCAAGAUGGGCUUCUGGGCGCCGUUGGUGCUGAGCCACAGCCGCCGCCAGGGGGUGGUGCGCCUGCGUCUGCGGGACUUGCAGGAGGCCUUUCAGCGCAAGGGGAGCGUCCCGCUGGGGCUGGCCACGGUGCUGCAGGACCUGCUGCGUCGAGGGGAGCUGCAGCGGGAGUCAGACUUCAUGGCCAGUGUAGACAGCAGCUGGAUCUCCUGGGGGGUCGGGGUCUUCCUGCUGAAGCCUCUCAAGUGGACUCUUUCUAACAUGCUGGGAGAUAAUAAGGUUCCAGCCGAGGAGGUCCUUGUCGCUGUGGAGCUGUUGAAGUAUAGCCAAUUGGCAGGAAAAUGGAGAGACUACAAUUGGAAGGGAAUUAGAUAUCAUUUCAUCCACCCUCUUCAGAGAGUGAUACUGAGGACUGGUGAGGCUGUGACUGGCCCAGGGUCACCCAGGCUGGGCUGGAAAUCAGGCCUCAGGUCUCCUUCACAGAUGUUCUACCUCAGCUCACCUCCUCAGUCUUCCCUUGGGAAACCACAGACCAGAGAGAGGCAGGAAAAGGCUGAGGAGGUGUAUCGUCUGUAUCAGAACUCGCCCCUCUCCUCCCACCCCGUGGUGGCCCUGUCAGAGCUCAGCACCCUCUGCGCUAACUCCUGCCCAGAUGAGAGGACCUUCUACUUGGUGUUGCUGCAGCUGCAGAAGGAGAAGAGGGUCACAGUCCUCGAGCAGAACGGGGAGAAGAUUGUGAAGUUUGCCCGAGGGCCACAUGCCAAGGUCUCUCCAGUCAAUGACGUAGACGUUGGGGUGUACCAGCUGAUGCAGAGUGAACAGCUUCUCUCGCGCAAAGUGGAGUCCUUAUCCCAGGAAGCAGAGAGGUGUAAAGAAGAAGCCCGCCGGGCAUGCCGAGCAGGAAAGAAGCAGCUGGCACUGAGGUCUCUCAAGGCCAAGCAACGGACAGAGAAGCGCAUCGAGGCCUUGCAUGCCAAGCUGGACACUGUUCAAGGCAUCCUGGACCGGAUCUAUGCCUCCCAGACAGAUCAAAUGGUUUUUAAUGCCUACCAGGCUGGGGUGGGAGCACUCAAACUCUCCAUGAAGGAUGUCACAGUGGAGAAGGCAGAGAGCCUUGUGGAUCAGAUCCAAGAGCUCUGUGACACCCAGGAUGAAGUUUCUCAGACUCUGGCUGGUGGGGUAACCAAUGGCUUAGAUUUUGACAGUGAAGAACUGGAGAAGGAAUUGGACAUCCUCCUUCAGGAUACCACCAAAGAACCUUUGGAUCUGCCUGACAACCCCCGCAAUAGGCAUUUUACCAACAGUGUGCCUAACCCUAGGAUCUCAGAUGCUGAACUUGAAGCUGAACUUGAGAAACUGUCCUUUUCAGAGGGAGGUUUGGUCCCAAGCAGUAAAUCUCCGAAAAGGCAAUUGGAACCGACUCUAAAGCCAUUGUAGGACCCUCAAGUGAAGGACCCUCAUGUAAAAGAGAGACCAGGCUUGCUGGGUGUGUACAUAGUUAUUUAAACAAGAAACUCUCAGAAUGUGUUUGGAAGAGGAGGAAGGAGAACUACUGAUUUAUCUGGAUGCUACUACUUACUACAGGACAGAUAGAAUUUCUGGAAGCGAUGCUCCAAAGGCUUGCUCCCAGCUGUAUUAUGGACCUGCCUUCUCAUCUUUAUAGUGCCACAAUUUAUACAGUCCUGUGUCUGACCUGUCAUUUCAUAGCCUGCAGUUGUUGCUAUUGGCACACUUAGUUUGUCUUCACCCACCAGCUUCGUUCCAGCCUAUGAAGGGGAAAGAUUUGCAGUUUUGCCAAAUCUGAAUCAGUUUCCACUUCCCCCUGUGGUUUUUUAGAGGGGUUUAUCCUCUCGCUAAUGUCAGUUAAAUAACUUACUCUGCCCCACUUGAUUUCACUGGUAAGAGAAGAAUGAGAAUGAAACACUUCAAGGUUUUAUUUGAGGGGACUUAGCUGCCAUUUUAUGGAGAAACAUGUAGUGUAAAAGGUUUUUCUCUAGGGUCAUUUGUCAGAAUUCUCCAGGUGUUCAGAGAAAGAGGUCGCCCCAAGUGGCCCAGAGUCAUGACAGUCCGGAGGGGCUGGUGUGGCCGGUGGGCGCUGCCUCUUCAUCCGAUGCAGCAGGAGGUCCGCUGGUGGGGGAAAGCUUCUUCCGAGGCCUCUGCACUCGCCUGGGAAGAGGCCCAGUCACUACAGGACCCCGAGAUGUCCAGACCCCUUAUACUUUUUUAAAGAGGCGAAACUGUGGCCUUGGCCCCAUCAUGGGAUAACUUAAAAAUACAUACCUAUCUUCCAGAACAAGCCACACAACAACACACCUCCCCUCCUUGAGCCUGGCGCACAGCACCGGGCUCUGUGAAUUUGAAAAGCGUUUUACUUUGUGGCCUACUGCUCGGGGCAGGGGAGCUGAGCCAGGAUGUGCAAUAGAAGCAGGGGCUGUGCCUUCUGCCAGAUCUGCCGGGAGCUACCUGGGCCACCCGUGCACCUGUCCUGCUUCCUGCAGUCCCCGCUCCCUGCCUCCUCUGAGGGACUGGGCAGGGCGGGGUAGGGGGAUAGACAGGAAAGGGUCUGAAUGCUCUGGCAACGGUGAGAAGAAACGAUAGCCACAAUGCCACUCCGCUGCCCAGCCGCCAGGAUUUCUGCCUGGAGCCCUUUGCCCUGUCCCUGCUGCCUGAGGUGGCGUAGAGCAGAGGAGAAGAAUUUGCUCCAGGCCAGGAGCACAAAUCAUUGUUCAAUGAAUUUCUCUCCAACUCGACCUUGGUAAACGGAAAUGUUGGGGGUGAAGAGAAACAAUCACUAUUUUUUUUCUUUUUUAUCUGGUAAAUAAUUAAAAGAAAAACCGGAACACUU
This is a messenger RNA of Cercocebus atys (sooty mangabey), 3664 nucleotides long. It is a transcript of the gene CHMP7, whose product is annotated as charged multivesicular body protein 7. The record is from RefSeq and is a predicted model, not a curated record. The transcript is spliced from 12 exons. Gene Ontology annotation, biological process: vesicle budding from membrane; late endosome to vacuole transport via multivesicular body sorting pathway. Bases 670 to 2256 code for a protein of 528 amino acids. Gene Ontology annotation, cellular component: ESCRT III complex; cytoplasmic side of plasma membrane; multivesicular body. Lineage: Eukaryota; Metazoa; Chordata; Mammalia; Primates; Cercopithecidae.